AUGUUAUUAAAUUUAUUUUAUAUUUUUAUUUUUCUUUUAAUUUUUCCCCCAUUCUCUCAAUCUGACCCAAAUUUAAAAUUAAAAAAAUGUUGUCAAAAAUUGGUAAAUGAUGAUAAAGAAUGUGUUAGACGAUUUUGUGAUUUUGAAGCAAUAUCUCAAGCUAAUGUAUUAAAUUAUCUGUCAACGUGCACUGACAGGGGAGAGACGGUAGGGCAUAUGUGGGACUGUGCGAGUUCUCGUAUUGACCACACAGAAUGUUGUAAAGUUUGUAUUUUUCCUAUUAGAAUAUCAGAAUAUUAA
Meloidogyne enterolobii is the source of this 300-nucleotide messenger RNA. The record is from the annotation of a GenBank genome assembly. Lineage: Eukaryota; Metazoa; Nematoda; Chromadorea; Rhabditida; Meloidogynidae.